UCGACCGCCGUCAGGCCCGCCCCCCUGGAACGCAGUGGGAGAAUGUGGUGAUCGCAGCGGUUCGCGGCCCUGGAAGCAGAAGCAGCGGCGGGUCGGGUCGGAGGGAGUCGGCAGCUUCCAGCACCCGACACAUAAAGCUGGUGCAAGCAGAGCAGAGCUGGUCAGGUCCGGAGACGCUGGGUCCGGAGCAAUGUUGUGGAAGACAGUGCUCUUGCUGGCCCUGGCGGACCAGGUGCUGGCGCUGGAGAAUGGGCUCCUGCGGACGCCGCCCAUGGGCUGGCUGGCCUGGGAACGCUUCCGCUGCAACAUUGACUGUGAUGCGGACCCGAAGAACUGCAUCAGUGAGCAGCUCUUCAUGGAGAUGGCCGACCGGCUGGCAGAGGACGGGUGGCGGGACCUGGGCUACACGUACCUCAACAUCGACGACUGCUGGAUCGGCGGGCGUGACGCCAACGGCUACCUGGUGCCCGACCCCAAGCGCUUCCCCAACGGCAUCGCCUUCCUGGCUGACUACGCUCACUCCCUGGGCCUGCAGCUGGGCAUCUAUGAGGACCUGGGCAACUUCACCUGCAUGGGUUACCCGGGUACCACGCUAGACAAGGUGCUUCAGGAUGCUCAAACUUUUGCCAAGUGGAAGGUGGACAUGCUGAAGCUGGACGGCUGCUUCUCGACCCCAGAGGAACAGGCCAAAGGGUACCCCAUGAUGGCUGCGGCCCUGAAUGCCACGGGCCGCCCCAUCGCCUUCUCCUGCAGCUGGCCGGCCUACGAAGGGGGCCUCCCCCCCAAGGUGAACUACAGCCUGCUGGCAGACAUCUGCAACCUCUGGCGCAACUACGACGACAUCCAGGACUCCUGGAGUAGCGUGCUGUCCAUCCUGGACUGGUUUGCGGACAAUCAGGACGUCCUGCAGCCGGUGGCGGGCCCUGGGCACUGGAACGACCCAGACAUGCUGCUCAUCGGGAACUUCGGCCUCAGCUUCGAGCAGGCCCGGGCCCAGAUGGCCCUGUGGACGGUGCUGGCGGCUCCUCUCUUCAUGUCCACAGACCUGCGCACCAUCUCCGCCCAGAGCGUGGACAUUCUGCAGAAUCCGCUCAUGAUCAAAAUCAACCAGGAUCCCUUAGGCAUCCAGGGACGCAGGAUUCUCAAGGACAAGUCCUCCAUCGAGGUGUUCCUGCGGCCCCUGGCCCGGGACGCCUACGCCGUCGUCUUCUUCAGCCGCAGGGCGGACAUGCCCUACCGCUUCCGCUCCUCCCUGGCCCAGCUCGGCUUCAGCGGCUCCGGCGUGUAUGAGGCCCAGGACGUCUACACCGGCGGCAUCAUCAGCGGCCUCCAGGCCGAGGCCAAUUUCACAGUGAUCAUCAACCCCUCAGGGGUGGUGAUGUGGUACCUGUACCCUACUGGGGAGCCGGAGGGACCCCAGCUGUGAGGCGCUGAGACGCGUGACAGGCUGCAGCGGCACCACUGACCCCAGCCCGCGGAGCCUUGGCUUGCUGAGGGCCGGCGGGUGGGGUUUCCUGCUGCCCAGGCCUGCUCGGGAAGCGGCCCAUCAGACCCAGAGCGCAAUCUCAGGGCCAGGCUCCGCGUGCUGCCCGAGCGAGAACUCCCCUGGAAACCUGUCUCGGGCACUUCCCUGGGGCCGUCCUGCCCUCUUACCUCAUCCGCACGGCCGCACAGACGUGGCCGAACAGCGCGGCCGGCCUCCUGAGCCCCCAGGGGUCCUCGUACCCGACAGGACCCCAGCCUCCGACCUUUCACGGACUCUGAAAUCAAGAUUUGGAAUUUUUCUUAAAAUUUGAGUGGAGAUCUGGUCUCUUGUCUGGAACUUCCAUGCCUCACGUAGUUGGCUUUGCAGGCUGACACUGCAGGGGAGUGGCCGUGGCUCCCUCGGGGUCACCGAUAAAGCCGCUCUUCAGUCGCAGGGGUGUGACUCAGACCUGGGGCUGUGGGCAGCUUUAGCGAGGGGCCCUGGCGGUCCCCAGGGUGGGUGCUGGGUUUACAUCCAGCCUCGCGUGGAAGACGUGUGGCAUCUUCAGGCCUCUCGUUUUCCGAAGUGACCUGCGGAUCAUACUUCAGCGCAGACUUGCCUCUUACCAGGGGGCCCUCCCUGCUCUGCCCAGCAUGGCGGCGGUGGCGGCGGUGGUGGCGAUGGCACAGUCAGGCAGAGCAGCAAGGGUCCCAGGCCCUCUCUGUCUUGCGUGUCCCUUCCCCACCCGGUUGGGACGUUCCGGGCUCUGCUGGCCACGACCACCACCUUCGCCCGCCCCUCUGCUGCACAUGCGAGGCCCCGAUCGGCUAGGGAACGUCGCACUGUUGUCUUAGGCACCUUUCGGCUCAUCCCGCCUCCUCGGACAGGGCUGCGUGCCGAUGUGUGGGGAGGGGGUUCAGCUCUGCCUUUCUCCCGCAGGGUCCCUGCGGCGCGUCCUCUCCCCUGGUGUCUCCCCUCCUAACCUGGCUGCAGGGCAAAUGCAGAUCCCCGCGCUGUGCCCAAGAGAAGUCUAGGGUCUCUGUGUCUUAGAACACAUUUCCUGUUCCUCCUUUUUUGAGUAAAAGAAUGGUAUGUUCUUGA
This is a messenger RNA of Phyllostomus discolor (pale spear-nosed bat), 2566 nucleotides long. It is a transcript of the gene NAGA, whose product is annotated as alpha-N-acetylgalactosaminidase. Gene Ontology annotation, biological process: glycoside catabolic process; oligosaccharide metabolic process; glycosylceramide catabolic process. The record is from RefSeq and is a predicted model, not a curated record. Bases 191 to 1426 code for a protein of 411 amino acids. NCBI's taxonomy places the organism in Eukaryota, Metazoa, Chordata, Mammalia, Chiroptera, Phyllostomidae. Gene Ontology annotation, molecular function: alpha-galactosidase activity. The transcript is spliced from 10 exons. Gene Ontology annotation, cellular component: cytoplasm.